AGCACAUAAAGGUCGAUGGGUGCCCCCCCCCCAGCCUGUGCUGUCUCAGCCCCUGAGUGAGUGCUGACGGGAUCGAGGAAGGGAUCGCAGUCAUGGGGGACCCUUUCAUCAGGCACAUCGUCCUCCUGGGCUUUGAGAAGCGUUUUGCCCCGAGUCAGCACUUCGUCUACAUGUUCCUGGUAAAAUGGCAGGACCUCUCAGAGAAGGUGGUCUACCGACGAUUCACAGAGAUCUAUGAGUUCCAUAAACUGUUAAAAGAAAUGUUUCCCAUCGAAUCCGGACAAAUCAGCUCAGAGAACAGAAUUAUCCCCCAUCUCCCAGCCCCUCGAUGGUUCGACGGCCAGCGGACCACAGAGAACCGCCAGGGCACCCUGACCGAGUACUGUAACACCCUCAUGAACCUGCCCACCAAGAUUUCACGUUGUUCCCACGUGCUGGAUUUCUUCAAAGUCAGGCCCGAUGACCUGAAGCUCCCGUCCGACAACCAGGUGAAGAAGCCAGAGACGUAUUUGAUGCCCAAAGAUUCCAGGAACAAUGUUUCGGACAUCACCGGCCCCAUCAUCUUGCAGACCUACCGAGUGAUUGCCGAUUAUGAGAAGAAUUCAAAUACGGAGAUGACCUUGAAGUUGGGGGACUUGGUGGAUGUGGUGGAGAAAGGACAAAGUGGCUGGUGGUUUUGUCAAACGAAGGCCAAGCGUGGCUGGGUACCAGCUUCUUACCUGGAGCCCAUGGACAGCCCAGAUGAGUCUGAAGAACAGGAGCCCAAUUAUGAAGGGGAGCCCUAUGUCACCAUCAAAAAUUACACUGCUGUGGAGGAGGAUGAGAUGACCCUGGAAGAAGGGGACACCAUUGAGGUUAUCCACAAAUUGCUGGACGGCUGGUGGGUCGUCAGGAAAGGUGACAUCACAGGCUACUUCCCAUCCAUGUACCUGCAGAAGUCUGGGCAGGACAACACCCAAGCCAAGAACCUCAUCAAGAAGAGGGGGGCUCCUCCCCGCAGGUCUUCCAUCCGCAAUCCUCAGAGCAUGCACAAGUUAGCCCGGAAGCGCAUCAGCCAAGAUUCCUACCGGAGAAACAGUGUCAAAUACAUUCAGCAACGGAAGAUGAGCCGCCAGCUCAGUGCCCAGAAGGAGCAGCCCAUCGAAGAAUCCCCAAAGCCACCCAUGCAGCCCCAGCCUGCUGUGCCUCCUCGACCCAGCCAGGACCUUAUUCUCAACCGCUGCAGUGAGAGCACAAAAAGGAAGCUCAUGACAACGGUGUGACACUGAGCUGGACUUGGCACUCUUGGCCUCCAGAUGGGUGGAAUGGGACGUGAUGGCAAGGACUCUCUUUAUGGCAGCCCCAAGUCACAGGACCAGGAAGGACCCAACAGUUCUGUUCUUACCUUCCACUUGCCCCCAUCUUCCCCCUUUAGGGUUUGUGCCUUUGUCAAGGUUGUCCAGCCCUUUGGGGGAGUUCCUUCAUCUUUGCAUCACCCUGGUCCUCCUCCUCUUCUAGGAAGUCAGCCCUGAUUGCAGUUGGUUCUCGGUACCCCCACUGGCCCCUCCUUCCCUACUCCGUGCUGCUUUGUACAUAUGUGUAUAAUCUUUGGGAAUUGCCCACUUCUCUUUUUUCCCCUCUUUAGGCUGUGAGGCAGACGCUCUCUGCCUCUGGUGUUCUCUCUGUAUAGUCUAGUCCCAUGGCAGCUGGCUCUCAAUAAACAUUGGUUUAGGAGGACAUGGAAGAGUGGGUUAGUGGGCCUGACUGGGUCCCUGGCGAGCCCUGGGCAUGUCAUUGGAGUUGGGGAAUCCAGCCAGGCCUGGCACUCCUGCCCCCCAUCCUCCCUCCACUCCCGGGCUGGGGGCUCCAGUGAUUUGCCAGAAGAGGAAGUUGCAGGAGUUCAGGGUUGGAGGGGGGCCCAUUGCACACAGUCUUGGCCAAGAACAGGCUUGUGAAAGGCCUCACUGCAAAGAGGGACUUCCUCCUCCAGCCGGCCUCCCCAGGGCAUGCUCAUUGCCUAGGCAUGCAAAGGACAUCCUCUGUCAAUCAAAAGGAACAUUCCAUUUGGAAUGUUACCAGGAAAAACAGUUGGAGCCAAGCCAGCAGCUGAAGUGGGCAGGACUUACUUCUGACCUAGGCUGAGAAGCUUCUGAACUGGACCCUUUUGGCUUCUGGAGCUGGGGAGGAGGCUUAUGAAUUAAAGUUUGGCUGCUUGUGGCUGAUAGUGAAGACCCUGAAGCGUUUGCUGACAGACUGAGGUUACCUGGUUGGCUAGAAGAAAAGAAGACAUACAGUUGUCCUAAUCUCCCUGACUGUCCCUGCUAGUGCCUGAUUGCCAUUUCCCCAAUAUCCUCAAAACCAAGGCUCCUUGUAUAGAUUAGGGAAAACCCCAUCCUUCUUACCUCAUCCUCUACCCUUGUCCUGUCUUCCCCAAUAAACAUCCUUACUUGAGAAGUUAAGAGAAAA
Molecule: messenger RNA, 2445 nt
Organism: Monodelphis domestica (gray short-tailed opossum)
Lineage: Eukaryota; Metazoa; Chordata; Mammalia; Didelphimorphia; Didelphidae
Gene: NCF1
Product: neutrophil cytosolic factor 1
Biological process (GO): superoxide anion generation; respiratory burst
Cellular component (GO): NADPH oxidase complex; cytoplasm
Molecular function (GO): phosphatidylinositol binding; superoxide-generating NADPH oxidase activator activity; protein binding
Source: RefSeq, a predicted model, not a curated record